AUGACCAUCACGAAAUCUUCCGAGCCGGCUCCCAGUGGGACCCUCAGGGAGCGUUCCCUCGCUGUCGCCGCGCAAGUUGAGGAACAACAGACCUGGCUGGAGAGGAAACUCAAACCUAAGAAGGUCUCGGCCAGGUAUCCCUUCAAAGGCACACCUUUACUAUAUGCAACAUGUGCCUUUGGCAGCUUGGGAGAUGCUCUUUUCGGUUAUAACUCUGGUAUCAUGUCCGGCCUGCUGGUCAACGAGGUUUUUAUAGCUCGCUUCUUCAAAAACUAUGGAGGGGCCGAUGGGACGACAAGUGGGGUCGAUCCCUCGAUUACAGGCAUAUCGGUUGCAUGUUUGCAAGCAGCAGCGGCGGUAGGAGCACUCAUAGCAGGUCGUCUCGGUGACAUAAUUGGCCGAAAGAAAUGUGUCCGCCUCGGCGCUUUCAUCUACUUCUUCAGCUCGUUUAUCCAGAUGUUUGCACCUGGUUUUGGAGCCUUCAUUGCAGGCCGCACCAUCCAAGGACUGGGCGUGGGCUUUCUCUCCAUGACUGUGCCUAUCAUUCAAACAGAGAUUGCUGCCCCUCAUCGUCGAGGUUUGAUGGUCGGUAUAGAGUAUACCUGUUUGAUCGCCGGAUAUAUGAUUUCUUGCUGGGUAGACUAUGGAUUUAACUUCUUGCUGCCACAUCAUAUUUCAUGGCAGGGGCCCUUUAUCAUCCAGAUUGUGUUCUCUUUUGUCUUGUUUGGCAUGUCCUUCUUCCUACCAGAAACCCCUCGGUGGUUGGCGUUGAAUGGUUUCGUGGAUGAAAGCUUGCAAACGAUUGCAGAUCUACACUCUGAUGGUAAUACGGAAGCGGAGCAUGUUCAGCGGACGUUCCUUGAAAUUCAAGAAGCGGUUAUCUAUGAGAACAACCUUGGGAAGUCCAGUUGGAAGGAAAUGUUCACCCGAUAUCGUAAACGAACCAUUGUUGGAAUCACGGUGCAGAUGUUCGCACAGAUCAACGGAAUCAACAUCAUCUCCUUCUACCUCCCGAGCACCCUCUCCUCCGCUGGCUAUGAUAAUCGCAAAUCUCUGCUCUUCACUGCCGCGAAUGCUCUUCCCUACACCGCUGCCACAGUUGUUACCUGGUGGUUGGCAGAUAGGUGGGGCCGAAAGCCUUUGCUCAUUCUUGGAGGUCUCGGUAUGGCCGUACUACUGGCCAUUGUCUGCGUCUUCACCGAAAUUAACGUGGAUGUCCAAGUCAAAGCGAACGGCCAGUAUGCUUUCGUUAUGCUUUACAAUAUCAUCUACGGAUUCACCUGGGGUCCAAUGCCAUGGCUUCUUCCUGCAGAGAUCUUCCCACUCCGGGGCCGGAGUAAAGGCAUGGCCUUGGCCACGACUAGCAACUGGAUCUUCAACUUCAUCAUUGGGAUGGUCUCUCCCGACGCUUUCUCUGGUAUCCACGGUUAUUUCUACCUGGUGAUCGCAGGAUUUUGUCUCAGUUCGGCCAUCCUCGUUCACUUUUACUAUGUCGAGACAGCACAUCAUUCUCUAGAGGAGAUUGCUGUUGCAUUCGGUGACAAGGCGUUUGCAGAUUCUGAUGAGGUGAUGGAAAUGGCUGAUGCGAAGAGUGAGCAGGUGGAAUACUCGGCGUGA
Messenger RNA from Penicillium concentricum, 1617 nucleotides. Its product is annotated as sugar porter family MFS transporter. The record is from RefSeq and is a predicted model, not a curated record. Gene Ontology annotation, biological process: transmembrane transport; carbohydrate transport. Gene Ontology annotation, molecular function: carbohydrate:proton symporter activity. Bases 1 to 1617 code for a protein of 538 amino acids. The transcript is spliced from 4 exons. Gene Ontology annotation, cellular component: membrane. Lineage: Eukaryota; Fungi; Ascomycota; Eurotiomycetes; Eurotiales; Aspergillaceae.